Olea europaea var. sylvestris is the source of this 1286-nucleotide messenger RNA. Its product is annotated as transcription factor bHLH18-like. Gene Ontology annotation, molecular function: protein dimerization activity. The record is from RefSeq and is a predicted model, not a curated record. Lineage: Eukaryota; Viridiplantae; Streptophyta; Magnoliopsida; Lamiales; Oleaceae. The transcript has 5 exons. The coding region runs from base 1 to 1101 and encodes 366 amino acids.
AUGAAGUACAUUUCAAAUCAUUGUAAUUUUCCCGUUGAAUAUCAGAAGAAGAAGAACAAUUUCUUGGUCGAGAGAUACAAGAAAAAUUGUGUAUCUUCAGAGAACAUGUACAUGGAAAUUGAUGAGGGCCUGGUCAAUUCAAAAGGUGAAGCAAAUCUUGAUGAAUUCUGUGAUCUUGAGCCUAUUCUUGAUGAGAUAUUGUCUUAUGAUCAGCAAUUAUUCACCCCGAUUGAUGCUUUAAAUUCCCCGGCCAAACAACCGAGUAAUUAUACCAGUUGGAGUUCUUAUAUUAAUGGCCCUCAAGAAAUAAUAAGCAAGGCUUCUUCUUCCUCCUCCUCCUCUCAAUUAAUUUCUUUCGGAAUUCCAAAGCAAACUGAUGAGAAAUUGCUUAGGAUAUUGCCAAGGGAUUCUUCUAUAUCCUCAAAAGUCAUAAAAUUUUCAUCUUUACCAACAGAAGAUACUUCUGGUAAAAACAAAUUAUAUGAUGCAGCACAUGAGAUGGGGGACAAGAGAGUUUGGACCAUGAUCAGGAGUCCUUUGCAGGCUCAAGAUCACCUUAUGGCCGAGAGGAAACGCCGAGAGAAGCUAAGCCAACUUUUUAUUGAUCUUUCUAAAGUUGUCCCAGGUCUGAAAAAGUUGGACAAAGCUUCUCUACUGCAAGAUGCUACCAAGUACGUGCAAGAGCUUCGAGAACGUGUAAGAAUCCUCGAAGAAGAAGCUGAAGAGGCCAACAAAAACUCAAUCAGUAACUCUAAUUAUGCAAAUUAUCCUACAAUAAUUAAUGAUGAUACUUCUUCGUCAUCAAGAGAGAGCUCCAAUUAUUGCAGCACAAGAGAAUCAGCCCCAGCUGAAAUAAGUGCUAGAAUUUCAAACAAGAAUGUACUGAUCAAAAUUUGCACCAAGAAACAGAAGGGAUUAAUAUCAAGAAUUCAGUACGAAAUGGAAAAACUGUACCUCAACGUCUUAGACAUUAGAGCCCUGCCAUUUGGAAGUUCUACCGUUGAGAUAACCAUCCUUGCUGAGAUGGAGAGUGAAUUCUGCGGGAUCGUAAUGGACAUGAUUGAACACCUUCAGAUCGCUUUUAUCAAUCCAGGAACCUGACACCAAAACCAACUCAAAUUGGAUAUUCCCUCUUAAUUACUUUUUUUAUUAGUUAUUAACCCCACGUUUACAUCUGAAAACCUUUGAAUAAUCCUUCAUUAAAGUUUCUUUUCUUUUUUACCUACUUGAGGAAAUAAUUAAUCUCCGUUUUGCUUUAGGACCUAACAAUGAGUUGCGUGGCUUUU